This is a messenger RNA of Vicia faba (fava bean), 1245 nucleotides long. Lineage: Eukaryota; Viridiplantae; Streptophyta; Magnoliopsida; Fabales; Fabaceae. The record is from the annotation of a GenBank genome assembly.
AUGAAAUAUUUGUUAUCUGACAUCUUUGCUUUAUGGAAUUUUAUUUAUGUUUCGACGUACGACGCUCAUUCUCCGCGUUUCUUAGAGUUCGAAACAUCUGAGAGCGUUUCCCGGCCUAGUUCGACGUACGACGCUCAUUCUCCACGUUUCUUAGAGUUCGAAACAUCUGAGAGAAAAUGUAUCACGAUAGCGUCAAAACCCGCAUAUCCAUAUAAAAAAGGUCGUUUGGGAUAUGCACGCUUACAGGAAAAAAUUUUGGAGGAGACGCAGAGUGACGAAACAUCACUACCUGCACAUGUGCUGUGGAAGGAAGCUCGUGUUGGCAGAGAUAAAGUUGUUAACCCCGAUCUGCAACAUAUUUAUGAUGGGUGUGAGACUAUAUCGCAAUCGGUAUCCUCGGGUGAUGACUCGAAUAUCAGGAGCAGGGACAAAGAGAGGUAUAUGGCCGAAAGGAGCAGUUCACAGUUGAAAGAAACUAGUGACAAGGCUAGUAUCAACCGUCAAAAAAAUUUUCCCGAGGGCAUUUCAUGUUAUAUGAAUGCAUUGCUACCGGUACCUGACAUUGUUGCGGAGACCACAUUGCUGCGAGAUGCAGUAGGAUCUUUUGUGGCAUGGCCAUCAGACCUCAUCUGCAUAGAUGAUCAGACUCCUGCAAAACCCGCAUCUAAGGAUAAAGGGAUUUUGCAGCGCGGCGAGUCUAUUGCAUCGCAAAGACAGGUACCUUCUCAAGAUCAGUCACAGCAUGUGAGCCAGAAAGGUAGUAGGGUUCCACCUAAGAAGAAGGUUCCUGUCCGUAAAUUUGUGCCUAGGACAACUGCCAGUACAAAGAGCUUGUAUCUUUUGCCUUAUAAUACAGGAUGUCACUGGUUGUUGCUUGCAAUCAAUCCCAUAAAAGAAGUGGUCUAUUACCUGAAUUCGGUUGACGGUGAUUGGACAAAUUAUCCGGAAAUGAAGCUAGUGAUUGAUACUUCAAUACAAGUAUUCCGAUGUCAAAGGGGAGCACGAGUACCACGGUCUAGAUCAAACAACAUUAAUUGGAUCAAAGUACAGUGCCCUCAACAACAAAACGGCAUAGAUUGCGGAUACUUCGUUUUGAUGUUUAUCAAAGAAAUCAUUCAAAUGUAUGAAAUCGAGAUUCCAAUCACGUAUUUUGAUCAAUACAAUUGUCCAUAUUACUCGCCACGUCAAUUGGAAGAACUCAAAGAGGAGUUGUGCCAAUAUUUUAUUGAGCUAAGAAUCUUAUAA